AUGAGAGGGAUUGUGUAUGUGUGCUUUGCACUUUUGUGUACAGUGAGAUGCUCAAGGAUUCAGAAGAUCUUGAAGCCUGGAGCCAGGGAAGAGUAUUGGGCAGUAUUUGGAGAGAAUGGACUAGAGCUCAGCAUCAAACUGAACCAAUACUCUAGUCAGCCGGUGUUCUACAGGAUUGUUAAACCGAAUGAUUUACCUGAAGACAGCGAUGAUGACUGGGAAGAGUUGAAUGAGGCAUUUGAUCAGAAGUAUACUAUGCAUGGAACAUACAGGAUAGAUGUUGAUAAUAGGGGAGAUGAGAAUGCAUCUAUUAGUGUGUACACGAAUGUGAUGGUUUCUGAUGGAUUGGACAAUGACAAUCUGGCAAUCAAGAACCUGUUUGUUGAUAUUGAGGGAAAGUUGAUGUCUUUAUACAAUACGAAUAUGCGAUUAAAGACGAUCCAGGAGCGAAAUAUUACUGAAGCAAGGAGGAUAAGUAAGGGAUUGUACAUUAUGUUUGUGAUUCCAAUUAUAUAUGUAGGAAUAGGAUUUGCAAAGCUACAUGCAAUGAAGUCAAUGUUUUCUCCAAAGAAAGGUUCGAAGAUAUGA
Ordospora colligata OC4 is the source of this 588-nucleotide messenger RNA. RefSeq lists its product as uncharacterized. The transcript has a single exon. The record is from RefSeq and is a predicted model, not a curated record. Lineage: Eukaryota; Fungi; Microsporidia; Ordosporidae. Bases 1 to 588 code for a protein of 195 amino acids.